This is a messenger RNA of Acomys russatus (golden spiny mouse), 3296 nucleotides long. It is a transcript of the gene Skil, whose product is annotated as SKI like proto-oncogene. The coding region runs from base 865 to 2898 and encodes 677 amino acids. Gene Ontology annotation, biological process: negative regulation of BMP signaling pathway. Gene Ontology annotation, molecular function: DNA-binding transcription factor activity, RNA polymerase II-specific; RNA polymerase II cis-regulatory region sequence-specific DNA binding; SMAD binding. Gene Ontology annotation, cellular component: nucleus. Lineage: Eukaryota; Metazoa; Chordata; Mammalia; Rodentia; Muridae. The transcript has 7 exons. The record is from RefSeq and is a predicted model, not a curated record.
CUCCCCCGCCCGCCGCCCUCGCUGUCCCCCGGGCGGCCGGAGACGGCGGCGGCGUCUGCGGGAAGCCGUGUCUCCGCAGUGACGUGGGCGGGCCGCGGGGCCGGGUGACGUCAGAGGCUGUGUGUAGCGAUGUGUGUGGGGUUCGGAGCGGCGCCGGCACAGCGAAGGCGGCUGGCGAGCGGCGGUGACGGCGGGCACAGAUCAAUUAAAAGAAGGAUGAACUGUAAUCCCUGAAGAUAACUGGGCAGCCUUUUCAUUUAGUGUGUAGUGUGCUUAGUUACAGAAGUUCAGGUGGAGCCAGGCUCUCCCUACUGGUUUGCAGAUUUAGACAAAUCUUCAAUUUGUCAGCACAGAGCAACUCACCACCAUUUUCAGUGAAGAUACCUGCCUCGUUUUUUUUUGGUGUUCUUGGCAAAAAUUAAAUCCGUUGCAUCAUUGUAACUCAUGUUUGGGUGUAGUUUUAGGAUAGAGUAAUGGCAUAAACUUGCCAUAUGCUUUGCUUUAAAAAAAAAACAAACCCACCAAACUCAACUGUUACACCAAACCUUGCUCAUCUUGAAUUGAGAAAUUAGCUUUAUUUUAAUAGAAAUAUUUGAAGUGCUCAAGAAAACAACGUUUUCCUCAGAAGUGUGCUUAUGAUUAAAUUCUUUAUCAUUAGAAACAAACUGAGAAGUUUUGUAGUAUCUUCGAUUAUAUCCUAAGGUAUAACUAAAACCAAAAGUUGUAUAAAUCUAUUCAGAAAACUCAUCCUUGGAAACUAAAGAUUUCUAAGUGAGUCCUAAGUAUUUGUAUACCCUUUUCAAAUUAGCAUCUGAGCACAACAUGCCAAUUGCAGACAUAGUUAUUUAAGAUACCAGUGCAGCCAUGGAAAACCUACAGGCCAAAUUCUCCUUGGUCCAGGGUCCAAAUAAAAAGUUGAGUGAGAUGGAGGAUGAUGGCAGUCCUCCUGUGAAAAAGAUGAUGACGGACAUUCAUGCCAACGGGAAGACGCUGGCCAAGGUGAAAGAGGAGCACUUGGAUGACUAUGGUGAUGGGGCAGUGGCUGCCGAUGGCCAGCAUGCUAAGCGAAGCUGCACUUCCAUCCCUGAGACUCUCAACUUAAACCCCAGUCUGAAACACACGCUGGCACAAUUCCAUUUAAGUAGUCAGAGCUCCCUGGGUGGACCAGCAGCAUUUUCUGCUCGAUAUUCCCAAGAAAGCAUGUCCCCAACGGUGUUCCUGCCUCUUCCGUCUCCUCAGGUUCUCCCUGGUCCCCUUCUCAUUCCUUCUGACAGCUCCACGGAGCUCACUCAGACUGUUCUGGAAGGGGAGUCUAUUUCUUGUUUUCAAGUUGGAGGAGAAAAGAGACUCUGCUUGCCACAAGUCUUAAAUUCUGUUCUCCGAGAGUUUUCACUCCAGCAAAUCAACACAGUGUGUGAUGAGCUGUACAUCUACUGUUCAAGGUGUACUUCAGACCAGCUUCAUAUCUUAAAGGUCCUCGGGAUACUUCCAUUCAACGCCCCAUCUUGUGGGCUCAUCACGUUGACUGAUGCGCAAAGACUCUGCAAUGCUUUACUGCGGCCGCGAACUUUUCCUCAAAAUGGUAGCAUGCUUCCUGCUAAAAGUUCCUGGGCGCAGUUAAAGGAAACUGGCAGUGCCUUUGAAGUGGAGCACGAAUGCCUGGGCAAAUGUCAGGGUCUCUUUGCACCCCAGUUUUAUGUCCAGCCCGAUGCCCCCUGUAUCCAGUGUCUGGAAUGCUGUGGGAUGUUUGCACCCCAGACAUUUGUCAUGCAUUCUCACAGGUCACCUGACAAGAGGACUUGCCACUGGGGCUUUGAGUCGGCCAAGUGGCACUGUUACCUUCACGUGAACCAAAAAUACCUAGGGACGCCCGAGGAAAAGAAACUGAAGAUAAUUUUAGAAGAAAUGAAGGAGAAAUUUAGCGUGAGGAAUGGAAAGAGAACCCAAUCAAAGACAGAGCUGCCGUCAGGAAUGGAAUUGCCAUCAUGGUAUCCCGUUAUAAAACAGGAAGGUGGCCAUGUUUCUCAGCCGCAUUCGUUUUUACACCCCAGCUAUUACUUGUACAUGUGUGAUAAGGUGGUUGCCCCGAAUGUGUCACUCACAUCUGCUGUGCCCCAGUCUAAAGAGGUCACCAAGACAGAGACAAGUAAGUCCACCUCCAAACAGGCAGGAAAGCCUCAUGAUAGUAGUAAACACCAGAACACAGUGUCUUACCCAGACGUCUCACUUGAGGAACAGGAGAAAAUGGAUUUAAAAACAAGUAGAGAAUUGUACAGUUGUGUAGACUCAUCAAAGUCAAAUAAUUCUACAAGUAAAAAGAAAUCUGAGCCUACUGUUAGCAACUUAGUAAGAGACAUGAGCAAGCGCGAUGCCGAAGCUUCCUCUCCACUUCUGGUCAGAGAUGUUACUUGUGAAGAUGACAAGGGAAAAAUUAUGGAAGAUGUGAUGAGAACCUACGUCAAACAGCAGGAGAAGCUGAAUUCAAUCCUGCAAAAGAAGCAGCAGCUUCAGAUGGAGGUGGAGAUGCUGAGCAGCUCAAAGGCGAUGAAGGAGCUCACUGAGGAGCAGCAGAAUCUGCAGAAAGAGCUUGAGUCUUUGCAGAGUGAGCACGCUCAGAGGAUGGAGGAAUUUUAUGUUGAGCAGAGAGACUUAGAGAGAAAGCUGGAGCAGGUGAUGAAACAGCAGUGUGCCUGUGACUCAAACAGAGAGGAGGACAAAGAGGCUGAGUAUGCGGCACAGUUGGCAGAGCUGAGGCAAAGACUAGAUCAUGCUGAGGCCGACAGGCAAGAACUCCAAGAUGAGCUGCGGCAGGAGCGCGAGGCCAGGCAGAAGCUAGAGAUGAUGAUCAAGGAGCUGAGGCUGCAGAUGGUGACGUCAUCACAGAGCGCCAAGGACUAGGGGGAGGCCGAUUGGAUUUGGCUGACAGGGCUUGGGUUGUCACUUGCUUUAAAAAUUGAAUUCUAACAUCUUAUCUGCAUGAAGAUAACUAGGCAUUCUGUUCAUUUAUAGGGCAGCAAACGUGAAGAUUAUAUAUUAGUACAUAAAUUUUUUCAUUUUCCAAAUGAAUGAAAAUGUAUGCUUCUUUGUAUUUUUUCUAGUUGGCUUGGUAAUGAUUACCUAUGUAUUUUGACCUUUAGACAGUCUACCUGUGUUUCUAAGACAAGCCAAACAGUUACAUACUUUCCAAAUCUGUAUUAUGUGGUGGGAAAUACCCUGUCAAUUUUGUUGUGUGUAUUUCAGGCUUGAGUUUAGAUACAGAGGUAACGUUUGACGCAGAGCGCCUCACUCUGCCUGCU